Drosophila rhopaloa is the source of this 2174-nucleotide messenger RNA. It is a transcript of the gene HDAC1, whose product is annotated as histone deacetylase HDAC1. The transcript is spliced from 4 exons. Gene Ontology annotation, molecular function: histone deacetylase activity. Lineage: Eukaryota; Metazoa; Arthropoda; Insecta; Diptera; Drosophilidae. The coding region runs from base 211 to 1782 and encodes 523 amino acids. The record is from RefSeq and is a predicted model, not a curated record.
UUUGUCUUCUUUAUCUCUUUCGCGGCCACACUGGUGGUUUAUAUUGUGCGCGAAUUUUCUUUCUCUUGGCUGUAAAUUGGCAAAAAUCGGAGCGGCGCCUAAGUUAAAUAUCUUCUAAAUAUUUCGGGUUUCCCCGAUCAACAAACAAGGUUCAAGGAACCGGCAGACAUCGUUUUAGAGGAGAUUUAGGACCACCGACAGAGCCGCAAAAUGCAGUCUCAUAGCAAAAAACGCGUUUGUUACUACUACGACAGUGACAUUGGCAACUACUACUAUGGCCAGGGUCAUCCCAUGAAGCCCCACCGCAUACGCAUGACCCACAAUCUGCUGCUCAACUAUGGGCUCUAUAGGAAAAUGGAGAUUUACCGCCCCCAUAAAGCCACUGCCGAUGAGAUGACCAAGUUCCACUCGGACGAGUACGUCCGGUUCCUGCGCUCCAUUCGGCCUGACAACAUGUCGGAGUACAACAAGCAGAUGCAGCGCUUCAAUGUGGGCGAAGAUUGCCCCGUUUUCGAUGGACUCUACGAGUUCUGCCAACUCUCAGCCGGAGGAUCCGUGGCGGCAGCCGUUAAGCUUAACAAACAAGCCUCGGAGAUCUGCAUCAAUUGGGGCGGUGGUCUGCAUCAUGCCAAGAAAUCGGAGGCCUCCGGCUUCUGCUAUGUGAACGAUAUUGUCCUCGGAAUUCUGGAACUGUUGAAGUACCACCAGCGUGUUCUCUACAUAGAUAUAGAUGUCCAUCAUGGCGAUGGCGUAGAGGAGGCGUUUUAUACCACCGAUCGUGUGAUGACCGUGAGCUUCCACAAGUACGGCGAGUAUUUCCCCGGAACCGGCGAUCUGCGGGAUAUUGGCGCCGGCAAGGGAAAGUAUUAUGCGGUGAAUAUACCCCUGCGUGAUGGCAUGGAUGAUGAUGCGUAUGAGAGCAUUUUUGUGCCCAUUAUCAGCAAGGUGAUGGAAACAUUCCAACCGGCAGCGGUGGUGCUGCAGUGUGGCGCCGAUUCCCUGACUGGCGAUCGGUUAGGUUGCUUCAAUCUCACGGUCAAGGGUCAUGGCAAAUGCGUGGAGUUCGUAAAGAAGUACAACCUGCCAUUCCUGAUGGUCGGCGGUGGUGGUUAUACCAUUCGUAACGUCUCCCGCUGCUGGACUUAUGAGACCUCCGUCGCUCUUGCCGUGGAAAUCGCCAACGAACUGCCCUACAACGAUUACUUCGAGUACUUUGGACCCGAUUUUAAGCUGCACAUUAGUCCCAGUAAUAUGACAAAUCAGAAUACGUCCGAGUACCUGGAAAAGAUCAAGAAUCGCCUGUUCGAGAACCUGCGUAUGCUGCCCCAUGCACCAGGCGUUCAAAUCCAGACGAUUCCCGAGGACGCCAUCAAUGAUGAGUCCGACGACGAGGACAAGGUCGACAAGGACGAUCGACUGCCACAGAGCGACAAGGACAAGCGCAUUGUUCCCGAGAACGAGUACUCCGAUUCGGAGGAUGAGGGUGAAGGCGGUCGACGGGAUAACCGCACAUACAAGGGCCAGCGGAAACGACCGCGUCUGGACAAGGAUACGAACAGCAACAAGGCCUCAUCGGAGACGUCUAGCGAAAUCAAGGACGAAAAGGAUAAAGGUGAUGGAGCUGAUGGCGAGGAAUCGACGGCGUCCAAUACGAACAGCACCAGCAACAACAACAGUAACAACAAGAGCGAUAAUGAUACUGGAGCGACGGCUAAUGCUGGAUCCGGGUCGGGAUCGGGUUCCGGCACCGGAGCCAAGGGCGCCAAGGAGAACAACAUAUGACGUGGCGGCCGCAAUUGGUUAUAGAAGCCAAUUAAGCGACCGCCGAAGUACAAACCGCCGGAUUUCACCUAGCGUCGUCUCAUCCCGCCCUCAAGCCACGCCCCUGAGCCACGCCCACGGCUCCCUCUAUCCGCCCCUCUAUAAGUUCCCCUGCGAUCAGCUCGCUUUUUUAUGUGUAAGCUGAAAUCCAUCGCUUUCCAUGGGGAAAUUCAGUUAUCAAUGGGCGGGACUUAAACUUAUCGUAAGAUAAAAUACAAUUUAUUGUAAGGCAAUUUGUGCAGAUCGAAAGUGUAUAAGCUAAGCAAACGUAAGAAAAGCCAACGUCUAAGCGAUACAAUGUGGCGAAUCACGCAGAAACUAAUCUAAUCCAAUAAAUAUUUAUAAAUACGAAA